Micropterus dolomieu (smallmouth bass) is the source of this 2731-nucleotide messenger RNA. RefSeq names its product ras-related protein Rab-8B. Gene Ontology annotation, biological process: Golgi vesicle fusion to target membrane; cellular response to insulin stimulus; protein localization to plasma membrane. Lineage: Eukaryota; Metazoa; Chordata; Actinopteri; Centrarchiformes; Centrarchidae. Gene Ontology annotation, cellular component: trans-Golgi network transport vesicle; plasma membrane; synaptic vesicle. The record is from RefSeq and is a predicted model, not a curated record. Bases 387 to 1007 code for a protein of 206 amino acids. Gene Ontology annotation, molecular function: GTP binding; GTPase activity. The transcript is spliced from 8 exons.
UUAGAGCUACAAUCAAUCGAUUAAUUGAUUAUUGCAGUAGUUGUAGUUGUAUUUUCAGAGAAGGCAGCUUGUUGAGGCUGUAUUGCUGAUCAUAGACACGCAGAAAUUGGUAGGAACAGGUAGAAUCUGGAGAAUAAAGUUGGUGCGAUAAAGAAACCUGCGGAGGUGUUGGUUAGUGUUUUAUUCUGAAAGGCCGCACCGGAAGUGUGGUGCGGUGUAUUCUGGGUAGCUUGGAGCUGGCUCGUUUCCUGCUUCCUCUCGGUCCCGUUUCAGUGGAACCCAGUCCGGAACCCGCGGCCCCGGUGAACCCAGUGAGCCCAGCAGAGUACCGCAGAGCGCGAGGAGCCCGCAGGCUCCGUUACAGCACCGGGACAGACGGCGGGAAAAUGGCGAAGACGUACGACUAUCUGUUCAAACUGCUGCUGAUCGGGGACAGCGGCGUCGGUAAGACCUGCCUGCUGUUCCGGUUCAGCGAGGACGCCUUCAACACCACCUUCAUCUCCACCAUCGGAAUCGACUUUAAAAUCAGGACGAUCGAGCUGGACGGCAAGAAGAUCAAACUUCAGAUCUGGGACACGGCAGGUCAGGAGCGCUUUAGGACCAUCACCACGGCCUAUUACAGAGGAGCCAUGGGCAUCAUGCUGGUCUAUGACAUCACCAACGAGAAGUCCUUCGAUAACAUCAGGAACUGGAUACGCAACAUCGAGGAGCACGCGUCUUCAGACGUGGAGAGAAUGAUUCUGGGAAACAAGUGUGACAUGAACGACAAGAGACAAGUGUCCAAGGAGCGAGGAGAGCAGCUGGCCAUCGAUUGUGGGAUCAAGUUUCUGGAAACCAGCGCGAAGUCCAGCAUCAACGUGGAGGAGGCCUUCAUGACGCUCGGCAGAGACAUCAUGACCAGACUCAACAGGAAGAUGAACGACAGUAACCCUCCUGGAGGAGGCGGGCCCGUUAAGAUCACAGAGUCUCGCUCCAAGAAGAGCUUCUUCAGGUGCUCGCUGCUGUAGGCGGAGCCUCUUCUUCUCCUCCGGCUGCUGCAGCGCCCCCUGCUGGAGGACCUGACCUGCGGACACAUGAAGAAGAAACAUACUGAACCUCAGCUCGAGCUUUACUUCCUGCACGCCGCCUCCUUCUUCUUCUUCUGUUCCUAACUCAGCAGGGGAGGAGCCAAUGUUUUUAAAGAGGGAAGAUGAAGAGAGCGAGCUGCUUCUUCCAAAGACUGUUUGAUAAUCAGCUGUUACAUCAUCGACACCUUUGACCACGAGUGUUUGUGCUAACACGUGUUUUAUUAACGCUUCUUCAGAUAAAAUCUAUUGAUCGCCUUUAAAAACAUUCGUCUCUCUGCUAAAAACUUGACUAUCAGCUGUUUGAAAUGAUCAAUAAUCAAUAACUGAUGUGCUCCACGAGAAACAAAGAUUUAUUUAAAUAUAUCGGCGUGUUGCCAUCAGAUAUGCAGGCUCCUCCUACCGCCACGUUUUCUUUAGUCAUUCUUCUUCUGUGGUUAGAAAGACUUCCUGUCAGCUGUUCUCUAGAGAACCCGACCGCUCGCCGUGAAACAUCGGUAAACUGUUUCAGGCCGCUGCUCCGCGACGCCAGUUUGUGAUUGGUCGGUUUGGAAAGAGUGAGCUGACAGGACGAGUCAGAGCUCAUCAGAAGGUUUGAACGGGUCACUGACCUUUCAGACGAGGCGACGUCAUCGCCUCCUGCGAGGAGGAAACAAACUCUUCUUGAUGCUUUUCUACUUUUUUUUAUUGAUCCGAGUUGUUUUUCGACUUUUUGCUUGAUUCUUUAUUUUUGUAUGAACCUGAAAUAUUCCUUCUGAUCAGCUGUGAUCAAUACAUUUACAAACUGAUCGCACAAUCAUUCCAUUUCCCUUUUUAUAUCUUCACAUGCUGAAUUAAUAAAAUGUCAAAAUGAUCGAAUCCAGCUGAAUUAUUGAUCGACAUUUCUUUUUCUGUAUAUUGUGUUAAUCAAUUUAAUUCUGAAAUAUUUAAUUAAUCCAUUUCUAAGAGCUUUUUGAUGCAUAGCUUAAAAAAAAGUUAAGCAUUAUCAAUAAACAGGCGGCCAAUAUGGAUUAAUAAACAGAACCGAUCUCACUGAUCAGCUUUAGCGUCCAGACUUUUUACAGUUUGCAGGUAAUGAAGGAAGGUCUGUUCUGUACGAGCGUCUGAUUGGCUCAAAGAAGAAAACGUGUUUAACGCUGUCUUGUGUUUACAUACUCGUUGCAGUAUUAUUGAUUACUAUUAUUAUUAAUCUCACUCCAGCUGCAGAAGUAACAUUUGACAAAUUACUGAUCUGCAAGUUUAUUUGUGUAUUUUUAACUUCAGUUUUUUUUAUUUUGUUUCUGACAUUUUUAAUCUUUUGUUCUGAUUGAUCGAACGAUCGAUUAAUCAGAACUCGCCGAGGCUGUUUGUGUUCAUCAGGAACAUGCAAGACUUCAAUAAUUUAACUGAAGAAUGGAGACUAACAGAUCACAUCACUUCCUGUUAACUGAACAUGAAGUCAAAUACAACUGAAAGACACAAACAGCUGAUCAGUAACAGAUAAUUUUGUUUGAAAAUGUGUUUAUUUGCUGUUUUUUUUUUUUUUUUAAAUGGAGUCUGGUUUGUGAUUCUGUUUGAACUCUUUGCUAACAGCGCUUUGCAAAACUACUCAUCACUUUUUGUUCUGAGCUCUUUGAUCGGACAGACCGGAGCUGCAGAAAGAUAUUAAAAAGGAAGUUUUUAAAAAA